AUGCCCGAUAUUCAUUUGAAAAACCCCCAUGCCAAAAAGGGAUUUUGGAAACGCCUGUCACGUCACAGAGGUUGGGGUUAUCCUGACGUUCUACAAAUUAGAGGCUCCGUACUUCCAAGCUGUGUGCCUAUUCUUUUCUUUUCAACACUUUUCACCACUCUCUUAGCUGUUCUAUAUCUAAUCUUUGAGAUAAACAUAACUCUUCCUGAGAGUUUAGUAAGAGAACUUGACGAAGCUGAUCGUAAAGAAAAAGAAAUGAAUAUUAGACUUUUAUUGGCAUAUGCAGUUGCUAUUAAACAUCAUCUUCGUUUAGAAUUUGGUACGGAUUGGUUUGACUUGACAAGUCUUCUCCCUGAUGGAUUUCAAUUAACGUACUUUGAUGGAAACGUUGCACAAGAAAAUACGGUAUUGGGAGCUGGGCAUGAUGAAGAUCCUAAUAGGAGUGUUGCCAAUAGACCUUCAUCGGAUAUCCCUGAACAUUCACUUCGUGUUAUUGCAAAUAGAAUGUCUCCUUCAACUUAUAAAUCUCUUCGUAAUUCAUACUCUCGUGAUGAAACAACUAUAUGGUUCGGAGCAUCAGAAUGGGGUAGUGAUAUUGAUGCUAGUAUGAGUUUGCCACUUGAAAUUAUUUUUCACGUCGGGUUAUAUAUUGAUAAAAAACAACAUAAUGGUUCUUUGGAUGGUGCUCGUUUUGGUGCAAUUUCUGGAAAUUUAAAUUCUCUAGUUGAAAUUUUCGGUGAUUUAGAACGAAUUAGUGACACCCCUAUCCCAUUUGCUUAUAACAUUCAUUUGAAACAAGCCGUCCUUUUGUAUGUUUGGGUACUUCCAUUCACUUUGGUUGAUAAAGUCGGAUGGGCGGUUAUUCCAACCGUCUUUUUGGUUGCUUUUGUGCUUUUCGGUGUUGAAGCUAUCGGUGCUGAAAUUGAAAAUCCAUUCGGUUUUGACAAAAAUGAUUUGCCAUUGGAUGGAUAUUGCGAUGAUUUGAAAGCUGAAAUUGAAUACUUACAACGUCAUAUUCCUUCCGUGAAGGCAAUUCCGGCAUCUCAAUCUCCCCGUUAA
Molecule: messenger RNA, 1059 nt
Organism: Funneliformis mosseae
Lineage: Eukaryota; Fungi; Glomeromycota; Glomeromycetes; Glomerales; Glomeraceae
Source: the annotation of a GenBank genome assembly